Messenger RNA from Neltuma alba, 424 nucleotides. RefSeq lists its product as uncharacterized. Lineage: Eukaryota; Viridiplantae; Streptophyta; Magnoliopsida; Fabales; Fabaceae. The record is from RefSeq and is a predicted model, not a curated record. The coding region runs from base 34 to 417 and encodes 127 amino acids. The transcript has 2 exons.
UCCACGCGUCAAAACGAUGUGCGGCGAAGAUUGAUGACGAAUAACUUUACAGCUAUAACUCAAGCAAGAAAGAGAGGUUUCCUAAUUCCUAUAAAUUUGCAAGGGGUUACUCGACCCCUCUGGAAAUACACCAAUCAGACUCACACCAGGAUGAAGCCCACUUUCUCCUUCGUCUUCAUACUCUCCCUUCUUCUUCUGGUUUCUACCGCUAGCCAUGCCAGAAAAGAUCUCGAAGCCUACUGGGAGAAGAAGAUGACGGGACUGCCCAUGCCUGAACUGAUCAAAGAUCUUGUUCUUCAGAAUCAGCCGUCCGUGUCUGAUGCGGACAAAGAUCUUUUGGUGAGGGACUUCGAUGUGAAGCCUAACUCCUUCAUGUGGUUUCCCAUCGAAACUGAAGAAGAUGAGUCGGCUCAAUAAAUUAAUG